Molecule: messenger RNA, 612 nt
Organism: Trichobilharzia regenti
Lineage: Eukaryota; Metazoa; Platyhelminthes; Trematoda; Strigeidida; Schistosomatidae
Source: the annotation of a GenBank genome assembly
UAAAUAUCUCCGACUUCACCAACCGCCUUACCCAGCAUAUGCUUCAGCUUCGACCAGUAGCCCCUCGCCAAUCACUUCAGAAAGCUCAAGUAAAUAAGAAUCUACUCACUAGCAAAUUUGUAUUUGUUCGCGUCGAUGCCAUUAGAAAAGGUUUACAGCAUCCAUAUGAAGGUCCUUUUCUAGUACUUAAACGCACCGAUAAAUACUUCACGCUGAACAAACAUGGUAAACCGGAGACUGUUUCUAUCGACCGUCUUAAACCAGCGUACACCGACAGCGAACAUGAAACACUAGCAACGCCGACACCAAUGAACAAUCAGAAAGUCAAUUCAACUCCAACUCUCCCUCUCUUCACUCUUCCCCCUGUACAGACACGCAGUGGGCGGCAGAUCUGUAAACCUGCCCGCUAUGUUCAUUUUAUUGACUGACAUAAACGUUAACCUCAUUUAGACAUUCUUCUCAUUACUAUUGUUGUCGACAUUCAUUUCAUUAUAACCAUUAAUAUUUAUUAGUAUUAUUAUUUGCUGUUCGUCAACUGUACUGCAAGCACACGCAUUCACCAAGUAUAUGUAUAUAUCUAUUUAUAUAUGAAUUUCACAAAUGUUAACGAAC